This is a messenger RNA of Schizosaccharomyces octosporus yFS286, 195 nucleotides long. RefSeq lists its product as uncharacterized. Bases 1 to 195 code for a protein of 64 amino acids. NCBI's taxonomy places the organism in Eukaryota, Fungi, Ascomycota, Schizosaccharomycetes, Schizosaccharomycetales, Schizosaccharomycetaceae. The record is from RefSeq and is a predicted model, not a curated record. The transcript has 2 exons.
AUGAGGAAUAAUUACAAUCCUGUUUCAGAUUCCGAUGACUCUUUCAAAGUGCUCAAUGGUGAAAAGUCAGACGCUAGAUCUUCGGAUGGUACUGGUACGCCUCCUCCGUACUCAGUUCUAAGAAAAUUUACUGAUUCCGGAAACUCUGAUGGAUCAACCUCAGAGUCGGCAAGAAUUUUUGGAUUAUUCUGGUGA